AUGACCAUUACGGACUUCACCGUGCGCAAAAAGAGCUACCGCUAUCUCACCACCCAGGCGAGCUAUCCAAACCAUGAUUCCAAGGCGGUCCUCGAUGCCUUUGAUCCCACCAAGGACCUUCAGUUGCAAGAUCUCAACAGCCUUGUCGAAAAGGGUGUACAAGGAGGCGCCCCCGCCUGGUACACGGGAUGGCCCAAGGAACAGGUGAACAACUUUAAUUUUUGGCAUCGUCCAAUGAUUAGGUACACAACGGUUGGCGAAAAGAAAGAACAGCACUUCGAUAAGUUGUACGUGCUGGACCAUGACGUUCUGGAGAACGGGAGCGACCCACUGGCAUUCUCUUGGCCGGCAAAGGCCUUCUCAAAAACCGAUCCGAUUAAGGUUCCAAAGUUGGAGGCGUGGUUGAUAAACGAGGCGCUCGAGCAGGAUCACUCCAAGCUGUUCGUGAUGCCACUGACGAAGACCCUGAGACGGCCUACGACCUACUGGUUACACGCAAGCGAAUGCCCAUUCCCAAGGAGUUCUUGGAUAUCGCUUGGGACGGAUCGUCGGCACGCGAAGUCUUGCGAUUGGUGA
Messenger RNA from Cylindrotheca closterium, 576 nucleotides. The record is from the annotation of a GenBank genome assembly. NCBI's taxonomy places the organism in Eukaryota, Bacillariophyta, Bacillariophyceae, Bacillariales, Bacillariaceae.